Messenger RNA from Cyanidioschyzon merolae strain 10D, 228 nucleotides. RefSeq lists its product as hypothetical. Bases 1 to 228 code for a protein of 75 amino acids. The record is from RefSeq and is a predicted model, not a curated record. Lineage: Eukaryota; Rhodophyta; Bangiophyceae; Cyanidiales; Cyanidiaceae. The transcript has a single exon.
AUGGCGUCACCAAAGAAGACUGCGACGAAAGCUGCUUCAGCACCGAAAAAGGCUGCGGCGAAAACGAAGGGCGAACGGAAACCAAACGCUUACCAAGAGUUUAUGAAGGCAGAGAGUGCCAAGAUUCGGGAGUACAACAAAGCAAAAGGAAUCGAAAUGAGGCCACCUGAUAUUUUCAAGGAGUGUGCGAAGAGAUGGAACGAGAAAAAGUCCAAGACAAAGGCGUAA